UCAGAGCAUCAGAGCACAGCCCAAGUCCGGAGCUAGCCACGUGAUCUCAAAUUUCAGGCUUGGCGGCCGACUCGUGCUGGAGCUCCAACAGCCUCAGCAGUAUCGAGGAGCGAUCGAUACUGACGACCAGGCAUCAACCAAAUUAGCCAUUCCCCGACCAUUACCUUCAAUCCCCGGAUUUAUUUUGGAGCAGGUUGCCUGUCUCCCCUAAAUCCGCCAAGAUGAAGCUGGUUAGAUUCCUCAUGAAAUGCGCCAAUGAGACGGUCACGAUCGAGCUCAAGAACGGCACCAUCGUGCACGGGACCAUCGCGUCCGUAUCGCCGCAGAUGAACACGGCGCUGCGCAACGUCAAGAUGACGCCGCGCGGGCAGGACCCCAUCCCGCUCGAGACGCUCAACGUGCGCGGCAGCACCAUCCGCUACUUCAUCCUGCCCGACUCGCUGCCGCUGGACACGCUGCUCAUUGACGACGCGCCCAAGCCCAAGAACAAGGCGCGCAAGGAGGCGGAGCGCGGCCGCGGCCGCGGAAGGGGGCGCGGGAUGGGCAGGGGGAGAGGCAGGGGCCGCGGGAGGGGUUAGGAGGAUCGGUUGUCUUAGAAUCGACGGCUGGGACUGGGGACGGAGGACUGUUUGCCGCGGAGCAUGAAGAGAAAAGAGAAGCAAAGAAUAUCAAGAGACAAAGUCGGGGAUCGGGGACUGGCGUCUGGUUGCGGCAUUGGGUCGGGUCCCUUUCUCUUAUCAUCGACUGGACUUGUGUGCCUUGGGAAUGCAGUAUUGGUUGCGGGAAGGAAUCAUGGCAUAACGGCCAGAACAGACGGAGACUUUUACACGACCAUAGAAGGGCCGGCAAUCCGGCCAUGGCCCUGACUCAGAGAGACGAGGAAGAGGGGGCUAGCCAUCCCACGCCGGUGCGGGCUCGGUGAGGAUGGAGCUAUACCUUUUUGUCUUUGUUGAUCACCUCGGGGUACGGGUACAGCACUCAGUCAGUAUGGCGUUCUUAGGACGGACGAAAAUGCCAGGGAGAUUUUUUUUUGCUUGCUUAUGGCAAAUGGCGGAGCACGUAGCAGAGUCGUGGGCCAUCUUGCCCUCCUCCGCCCCGCGCGCC
Thermothelomyces thermophilus ATCC 42464 is the source of this 1104-nucleotide messenger RNA. RefSeq lists its product as uncharacterized. Gene Ontology annotation, biological process: RNA processing; spliceosomal snRNP assembly. The coding region runs from base 222 to 578 and encodes 118 amino acids. Gene Ontology annotation, molecular function: RNA binding. The record is from RefSeq and is a predicted model, not a curated record. Lineage: Eukaryota; Fungi; Ascomycota; Sordariomycetes; Sordariales; Chaetomiaceae. The transcript has 2 exons. Gene Ontology annotation, cellular component: commitment complex; precatalytic spliceosome; SMN-Sm protein complex.